GAAAGAAUUAAGAAGUGAUGUGGAUAACUAUAAAGCUGCUUAAAUGGGCACUUGAAACUCAAAGUACAGCUAGACCCAUUGUUGGAGCACUUGAAACUCACAGCAUCAAAGAUGGUGAAGGUGAUCAGAGUUCAUGAGCUCGGUGAAUCAGAGGUCCUGAAGUGGGAGGAUGUGGAAAUAGGAGAGCCAAAGGAGGGUGAGAUCCGUGUGAAGAACAAGGCAAUUGGAGUCAACUUUAUUGAUGUGUAUUUCCGCAAAGGAGUUUAUAAAGCUCCUACAAUGCCCUUCACUCCAGGUAUGGAGGCAGUUGGAGUGGUGACAGCCGUUGGCCCUGGAUUAACUGACAGGAAAGUUGGGGAUGUUGUUGCUUAUGCUGGAACACCAAUGGGCUCAUACAGUGAAGGACAGAUCCUUCCUGCCAAAGUAGUGGUGCCUGUCCCACCUUCUAUAGACCCCAUUCUUGCAGCAUGUAUCAUGCUUAAGGGUAUGACUGCUGAGUACCUUGUCCGCCGGUGUUUCAAGGUUGAAUCUGGACAUACAAUCCUUGUUCACGCUGCAGCUGGUGGAGUUGGUUCUCUAGUGUGCCAAUGGGCUAAUGCACUGGGUGCCACUGUUAUUGGAACUGUGUCAACUGCAGAAAAGGCAGUUCAAGCCAAGGAAGAUGGAUGUCACCAUGUCAUAAAUUACAAGGAAGAGGAUUUUGUUGAAGCUGUUAAGAAGAUAACAUCUGGAGGAGGAGUUCAUGUUGUCUAUGAUUCUGUGGGAAAAGAUACAUUCGAGGGAUCAUUGGCAUGUUUAAGGAGUCGGGGCUACAUGGUGAACUUUGGGCAGGCAUCGGGUACACCAGAUCCACUUCCAUUGUCAGCUCUUGCGGUAAAAUCUGUGUUUUUGACGACGCCUUCACUCAUGCUGUACAAUGAAACCCGGGAUGAAUUGCUGGAAUCUGCUGGAGAGGUAUUUGCUAAUGUGGAAUCAGGUGUUCUACGUAUCCGUGUCAACCACAAAUAUCCAUUGGCUCAGGCAGCACAGGCUCAUGCUGACCUUGAGAGCCGGAAGACAUCUGGUUCUAUAGUGUUGAUACCAAAUAGUGAAUAGCUAUAAAUCAUACAAAUACAGACCACUUCUAUGUGUUUGAUGUGUAAUGAAAAUAAGGAAUAAGAGAAGCCUGAGUUUGUAUUUCUGAGUGCUUUUACAUGAAAUUGGUUUGAGUCUGGUAUGGAGCCAACUGCCAUUGCAAAUGCUAUAUUACCUUCUUAAUAGUAAUAGAUAGGCUUCGGCCAAAUCUCUUUUCAUUUCUUUGAAA
Macadamia integrifolia is the source of this 1303-nucleotide messenger RNA. RefSeq names its product quinone oxidoreductase-like. The transcript has 5 exons. Gene Ontology annotation, biological process: cellular response to oxidative stress. The record is from RefSeq and is a predicted model, not a curated record. The coding region runs from base 112 to 1095 and encodes 327 amino acids. Gene Ontology annotation, molecular function: quinone reductase (NADPH) activity. NCBI's taxonomy places the organism in Eukaryota, Viridiplantae, Streptophyta, Magnoliopsida, Proteales, Proteaceae. Gene Ontology annotation, cellular component: cytoplasm; cytosol.